This is a messenger RNA of Toxotes jaculatrix (banded archerfish), 3299 nucleotides long. RefSeq names its product grainyhead-like protein 2 homolog. The transcript is spliced from 15 exons. Gene Ontology annotation, biological process: brain development; regulation of transcription by RNA polymerase II; neural tube development. Gene Ontology annotation, molecular function: DNA-binding transcription activator activity, RNA polymerase II-specific; RNA polymerase II cis-regulatory region sequence-specific DNA binding. Gene Ontology annotation, cellular component: nucleus. Lineage: Eukaryota; Metazoa; Chordata; Actinopteri; Toxotidae. Bases 248 to 2152 code for a protein of 634 amino acids. The record is from RefSeq and is a predicted model, not a curated record.
UCUAAACGGGAUACAAACCUGGCCUAUGCCGAAACUCACAUUUUACCUGACAUCAAAGACACUGGAAUAUAUUUGAGCAGGCAAAGUUACAGAUGAUUUCAUUGGCUGUUUUGACCGGGAAGUUAAAUACAGCCCGCCCCUUGCGGGCCUAGUUUUCUCAGUCUCACACACAAACUUACCUGCACCAACUAGAAAGUCCAGUUUCUCAAGCAAGUCUUAAAAAACACCAGAGAGUCCUGGAGGCAACAUGGACCUGGACAGUAAACGGCUGGUGGUGGUGGUACCAAACGAAAUGUCGGUGCCCUCGGGAAGGGUGUUCAGCAGUGAGGAUGAGGCGUGGAGGAUGUACCUGGAAAACCCACUGACUGCUGCCACUAAGGCCAUGAUGAGCAUCAACGGAGAUGAGGACAGUGCAGCAGCACUGGGUCUGUUGUACGACUACUACAAGGUUCCCAGAGAGAGGAGACGUGCCCCCAGUGGUGUUAGACCCACAGACCCCUCCGCUCUUGGUCCCAGUAACUGUGGGAGCUUGGAAAUACUAGAUCACCAUCUUCAGGCUCAUAGAUGCAAACCUGUCAACCUCUCUCUAAACAACAGCAGCACUGCUGAACAUCAGGGCUCCAAGUACGGAGCCACCAGCCUUCCAGGAGACAGCAGAGGAGGACAUGGUAAAGGUGAAGGUGGAGUGGCUCUUGCUCUGGUCAAGACAGAGGGUCAGGCGUCCAUGGGAGUUUCCUCUCCUGGAGGUUCCUACCUAGAAGAACCCAGAGACCAGAUAAGGAUGGCUUACGGGCAGAGCUGCUAUGAUUUGUCCCUUGGGUACCUGAAAGAUGAACAGAGAAGCACCCCAGACAGCACAUGUGAGGACACUGUGGAAGGAGAGAUGUACCACAGAAGUCCCUCCUCAGGAGCUGAUGGGUUCCACUGUAGCCUACAAGUUGACACUUUCCAGUACAGUCUGGAGGCCAGCAUGUCGCUGCGGCAAGGAGAAGGACCCAUGGCUUAUCUGAACCGGGGCCAGUUCUACGCUUUGACACUGUCUGAGACCGGCUUCAGAUCGUCCCUCAAUCAGCACCGAAGCAAAGUGCGGGUGAGUCGACCGACGCCUUCAAAGGGCCCUGAUGGGAGCCCAUCCCGUAAUGAGCAAUGCACCAUGGGAGGCUCUGAGCUGCAGCGGGACAGUAUUGUACAGAGCGUCAUCAUGGUUGUCUUUGGAGAAGACAAGUGCAGAGAUGAGCAGCUGAAGAAUUGGAAAUACUGGCACUCCCGUCAGCACACUGCCAAACAGAGAGUCCUGGACAUCGCCGACUACAAGGAGAGCUUCAGCACGAUUGGGAACGUGGAGGAAAUUGCCUACAAUGCUGUCUCUUUCACGUGGGAUGUCAGUGAAGAAGCCAAGGUCUUUAUCUCAGUGAACUGUCUGAGCACAGACUUCUCCUCGCAGAAAGGCGUGAAGGGGAUGCCUCUGAUAAUCCAGAUCGACACCUACAGCUACAACAGCUGCAGCAGCAGACCCAUCCACAGGGCCUACUCUCAGAUCAAGGUCUUCUGCGACAAGGGCGCUGAGAGGAAGCUCCGUGAUGAGGAGAAGAAGCAACUCAGAAAGAGGACGAAAGGGAAAAACGGCAGCUCGGGGCCAACCUCUCCCAUGAAGAGGGCCGAGUGCACGCUGUUCAAAACCAUGACUGACCUGGACUCCCAGCCUGUCCUCUUCAUUCCUGACGUCCACUUUGGAAACCUGCAGCGAGCAGGGCAGGUGUUUGCCUUUAACACUGAGGAGUUUGACAGAGAUGGGAAUGUUUUGCUGAAGAGGAUGUCAUGUGUUGCUGAGGAAGAUAUCUGUCCACCCCAGGCCAAGAAGUCCAGAGCAGACAAUGAAAGAAAAGUUCUUCUCUACGUGAGGAAGGAGUGUGAUGAAGUGUUUGAUGCCUUAAUGCUGCAGACCCCAACCCUCAAAGCACUGAUGGAGGCCAUCUCAGAGAAAUAUGCAUUACCUCUGGAGAAGAUGGCCAAGGUUUACCAGAAAAGCAAAAAAGGGGUUCUGGUGAACAUGGAUGACAACAUCGUCCAGCAUUACUCCAACGAGGACACCUUCAUCCUGGCUAUCGACAGCUCGGCAGACUCCUUGCGUGUGACUCUGUCAGAGAUCUGACGGUUGCUGGUGGAUGAAGCUUUAGCCGAGCCCUGUGUAAAAACCUGUGAAUAUUGUUAGCAGUAUUAGAUCACAGUGCCGUCUUUACUGAGGCCCACAUAGGACUCUCAGUAUGGAUCAUUGGCUAAUCCACAUACACCUCACCUGCUGUAGUACCUGUUUACCAGACAACCUGCUGUAGGAGGAUUCUGUGAACUAAGAGCACAGGCUUAAUGUUGAAAACCUAUGGAUUAGUUGUGAGGUGAUCUUUCCUGGCUAACUUCCUAAGCAAGUAUUCAUAGGAAUUCACCUGUUAACACUUUUCGUGUACCUGUGACUGAGACAGGAUCACCACACAGCAUCCAUCCAGCCAGCUUGCUGUGGCUUCACAGGAAGAAGGCAGCUCAGUAUACAGCAGCCUUAUUGGAUUAACAGCAGCGGCUGCUGUUUGGCUCCUCUGGGGGCCUCUGCCAUUCUUCCUGUUACGUCCUCUAGCGAUGGAAGUGUUUAAAUUACUUGAGCAGAUGUUUGAAAUGCUCUCACUUCAGAGCGAGCUUAUCCAACAUCUUGUGCUGGCACUGAGCAGCACAAGAUAGUGGAUUAGCUUAUUGUUUCGUAUGUAUAUAAUUAUUUCUAGAUGUGUUUUGAAAGUGAUCUCUGGUCUCUUGAACUUAGUCUAAUCUUUGUUGGUUGUCCAUCUUGUUUUUUUUAUUGAUUGGUCAUUUUUAAAGCCUACUAAAUGUUUCCAAUUGGUGCCAGUGGAAUAACAGUUAUCACAGGUUGUGAUUACAUGCCGGUGUCUCAGGAUCUAUAAUUACAUGAGGCACAAUUAUGGAACAAGACUGCAAGUCUCCAGGAUGCCGUUAAACUGUUUUGCUUCCUCUGUGCGCAUGUUUAUUGCUUUUCCUCUCACUGAACAGACUGUAGUCAGUAGUAUUUCUGGUAUUAGUUAGGGACUUACAAAGCCCAACCGGUCCAUUUACACAAUCCUCGUCUGAGGCUACUGCAAAUCAUCAGAGCUUAACAGUCUAAUGGCUCUGUUCCAGCUCACUGCCUGUGUUUACACCUGAGUCGCUGACAGCUUCUCCAUCCUUCACACGCUUCAUGCACUGAUGUGAUGUACAGUCUUUUAAAUGAGUCAAUAAAUAAAGAUUUACAGCGGGAUCCA